CCAACCAGAAUUGAACCACAACGCGCGUUAGCCAACGGUUUCAUGUGCGAGGACGUCCGCGUAUCUGAUAUGCGCAUGCGCAUCCAGGGCGACUGACUCUAGUGGUGGGCAGGGCGCAGCCUAGGGACGGACGACCGGUUGUGAUUGCCCGUUGAGAAGGCCUAGUAGAAAUGGCUGGUCGCAGGACUCCUCAGUACCUGGCUGUGCAGGAGAAUCUUGUUAUGCUACAGAGAACUCUGAGGGGAACUGACGAGGCAGAAGAUAGUUUGCUGGCCAUUUUCAAAAGUCGUGGAUGGCUUGACCAACUAGCCAAAACAAAAGCCGAUGGGCUGAUUAGAAAAGCCCUGAGCAAAAUAGAAAACAAGGUAGAGAAUUACGAGUUGUUCAUAGAGAUGCUGCAGGAAGUUUCAGGUAUUGAUAAAGCUGUGGAAGAGAUCACAAAACGGUGCCCAACAAGGCCUCAAAAAGACCUAGGUAUCUACCUAUCACUAACUUUAUGUGAUUGUUUUACAUGCCAAGACCGAUACAUUAUACGUUGCGUCUCUAACGCAACAAAGGUGCAUGCACGGCCUUUAUACUAUGCAAGAUUAACCGCCUGCUUCUUCCAUAUGGGAGAUGUUCAUAUUAUGUAAUCUUGUUACCCAGGAACAACAGGCAAUAGGAAACCUGAAGGUAAUUUAUAUCUCUAUCUAGUUAUCUGACCACCGAGGUUUAUUAAUCUUUCGUUGCGACAGACUUUGCAGGAUUCCCAGAGCCAAAGCUGGUUAAUCUGAUCAAUAUAGUUGGUGUUAGAGUAAAGGUGAAGUGGAAAAGCAUGGGACUUGGGCUUGGUUUCAAGGGUUGGGAACUAAAUGGGAUUUACACCACAAAGUGUAGAGAACUGGACCCUCCUCAAGAGUGCAUGACAGAGGUUUUUAGCCAGUGGCUGUCUGGUUUGAAAAGUGAAUACUCGUGGAAGAAACUGGCAGAAAUUCUUGUACUGCCAGCAGUUAAUGAAACUGAACUUCUGGGUCAUAUGUACAAAGAACUUACUAGUAAAAAGUAGAACUCUCAUUAUUAUACUUGGGACAUAAUGCAGAGACGGUUGUAUUUGAGUGAGCUAUCAUGUC
Geodia barretti is the source of this 1109-nucleotide messenger RNA. NCBI's taxonomy places the organism in Eukaryota, Metazoa, Porifera, Demospongiae, Tetractinellida, Geodiidae. The record is from the annotation of a GenBank genome assembly.